Molecule: messenger RNA, 4197 nt
Organism: Choloepus didactylus (southern two-toed sloth)
Lineage: Eukaryota; Metazoa; Chordata; Mammalia; Pilosa; Megalonychidae
Gene: FMO2
Product: flavin containing dimethylaniline monoxygenase 2
Exons: 10
Coding region: 199-1563 (454 amino acids)
Molecular function (GO): flavin adenine dinucleotide binding; N,N-dimethylaniline monooxygenase activity; NADP binding
Source: RefSeq, a predicted model, not a curated record
CUGUUUCAGUUGGCAGAAUGCUGAGGGAGGUGUGAGAAGCUCCUCCCAUUUCUCAAAGUUUCCUCCGACUCUCAAAAUGCUUCAGACUGCCUUCCCGCACGCAUCUAAAGGAGGAAACUAUUCUGUCAAAGGGACAGCAACAAAAGACAAAAACCGAGGUUAAGCAGCGCUGAAUGAUCAACUUCCUGACAGAAGACCAUGGCAAAGAAGGUGGCAGUGAUCGGAGCUGGGGUCAGUGGCCUGAUUUCCCUUAAGUGCUGUGUGGAUGAGGGACUUGAGCCCAUUUGCUUUGAGAGGACUGAAGAUAUUGGAGGCCUGUGGAGGUUUAAAGAAAAUGUUGAAGAUGGUCGAGCAAGUAUCUAUCAAUCUGUCAUCACCAAUACCAGCAAAGAAAUGUCCUGUUUCAGUGACUUUCCAAUGCCUGAAGAUUUUCCAAACUUUCUGCACAACUCUAAGCUUCUGGAAUAUUUCAGGAUUUUUGCCAAGAAGUUUGAUCUUCUAAAAUAUAUUCAAUUCCAGACAACUGUCCUCAGUGUGAAAAAACACAUGGAUUUCUUGUCCUCUGGCCAAUGGGAGAUCAUCACUGAGAGCAAAGGCAGGGAGCAAAGCGCUGUCUUCGAUGCAGUUAUGGUUUGCAGUGGCCAUCACAUCCUCCCUCACAUCCCACUGAAGUCAUUUCCAGGUAUUGAGAGGUUCAAAGGCCAAUAUUUCCACAGCCGCCAGUACAAGCACCCAGAGGGGUUUGAGAGGAAACGCAUCCUGGUAAUUGGAAUAGGAAACUCAGCAACAGAUAUUGCCGUUGAACUAAGUAAGAAGGCUGCUCAGGUGUUUAUCAGCACCAGACAAGGUUCCUGGGUCAUGAGCCGUAUCUCUGAUGAUGGCUAUCCUUGGGACAUGGUGUUCCACACCCGGUUUGCCUCCAUGCUCCAAAAUAUUCUCCCACGAAUGGUUCUGAAAUGGAUGAUGGAACAGCAGAGGAAUCGGUGGUUCAACCAUGAAAAUUACGGUCUUGAGCCUCAAAACAAAUACCUUAUGAAAGAGCCAAUACUGAAUGAUGACCUUCCAAGUCGUCUGCUCUAUGGAGCUAUCAAGGUGAAAUCGAGAGUGACGGAGCUCACAGAAACUUCUGCCAUUUUUGAGGAUGGAACGGUGGAGGAGGACAUUGAUGUCAUUGUCUUUGCAACAGGAUAUAUUUUCUCUUUUCCCUUCCUUGAAGAUUCACUUGUUAAAGUAGAGGAUAAUAUGGUGUCACUAUACAAAUACAUGUUCCCUCCUCACCUGGAGAAGCCAACCCUUGCAUGCAUUGGCCUCAUCCAGCCCCUAGGUUCCAUUUUCCCAACUGUUGAACUUCAAGCUCGCUGGGCAACAAGAGUUUUCAAAGGCUUGUGUACCUUGCCCUCAGAGAGUACCAUGAUGGUGGACAUUAUCAAGAGGAAGGAAAAAAGAAUUGACCUGUUUGGAGGGAGCCUGAGCCAAAUUUUGCAAACCAAUUACAUCGACUACUUGGACGAGCUCGCCUUGGAGAUAGGUUCACCAGGGUCUCUGAAAAUGGGAACAAAAUAACACUGGCCCAGGUAUACAGCACUGCCAACCAUGACAUAUGGAAGUUGUGUGGAAAAAUAGAAUUACACAGAAUGGAAAGCAUGUCCCAUGUUGAAAUUACGGAUAAUUUAAAUUGUGGGUAAAUAUUUAAAACUCCUUCACUAUGUUCUUGUUAGCCUUAUAUCUGGACUUGGGAAAAAAAAGUUCUCAUAUGUUACAUUAUGCUCUACUUGCUUGGUGGGAGAGGCACAUCAAAAUACUGGAGGAAAACAAGAGGAUAAAGGCAAUGCUCAGACAGAUUUUUAGGGCCUCUUAUUGAAAACUGAGCAAAUAGCCACAUUUCUAAUGUUUUAACAGAAACACUGUUAUAAAAAUAAAAAUAAAAAUGCCAUAAUAGCUACCUGAUAUAUAUUUAGUGUUUAUCAUAGACCAGAUAUUGUGCUCUUAAACAUGAUAUGUAUUAUUUCAUUUAAUUCUCCCAGUAAUUCUGUGAGAUGGGUGUAGCUAUUAUACCCAUUUUAAAGAUGAGGAAGUUGAGACUCAGAACAGUUGGCUAACGUGCCAAAGACCAUACAGCUAGUAUGUGAUGGUGCUAUAAAUGGAACCCAGAACUGUUUGACUCUAGAGCUGAAGUUCAUAACUUCUCCCCAUAAUUAGCUUAUUUACAAAACCACCAUUUUUCAUAAAACUACUUAUUAAUAGACUAUUUUAUUUAUAAUCAUAUAUGUGUUACUUUUGGGGAAUCUUUACAUUGACAACUCCACUCUUGAAAAUAUUAUCUGAUUAAUUUUAUUUAUAAUUUUUGGUUUAUAUUCCACAUAGAUCUUAAAAACAUUUGAAGUAAUUUAUACAAAAAAAAGACGCCUAUAUAUGACAUUUAAGAUAAUCAUUGACAUUUUCAAAUGAUAGGAAUCAAGGCAUAAAAGUAUAUUUCCCAGGUAGGUGAAAAGCAUUACAAUGAUUGAGACUUGUAUCUAGUCUUAAGUGUACCCUAGGCAAAAAGCUAAACAAUUACAUAAUCUUUGUCAUAUGAUAAAAGGAAGCAUAACAGUUUGUUAGGAGAGGCACAAUCCAUUCAAUGUUAACAGACCUUGAGCAACAUAACAGAUAAUCAUCUGUUUUUUCAAUCAACUGAACUUUGGUAGAUAACCUAUGACAUGAACCCAGACACACCUCAUUAUUGACCAAAGCUUUCAAAGUAGGAGCAAAGGUAAGAGAUAUUGAAAAUUUAGGCAAAUUUCUCCUUUUAGUCCUACAAAGCCUCUGUGACGAUUGUUUGCAAUUUUGUCCUAAAUUUCUCCCUGAAGACCCUAUGACAGUCUGGUGGCAAUCUCUAUCAGUGGAAAGUUUUUUCUUUAAAGUCCAUUAAAAGGACAACAGCAUUUUAAUUCAAGAUGUUUUUUUCAUUGCUCUUAUUAGCAGAUUUCUUCAAAGAAAAAUUGCAGACUGUAUAUACUUAGUUAUUGAUUAAAAACUGAUUGUUUUGCUAAUCAUUAAAGAUUAUUCACAAGCAAUUAUAUUAGUAAUAAAAAUACACUUUUAUCAAGACUUUAUAGCAGGGGAUGGCAAACUACUGCCUGAGGGCCAAAUCCAUCCCACCACCUGUUGUUGUAAAUAAAGUUUUAUUGGAACACAGUCAUACCCAUUUAUGUAUUGUCUAUGGCUGCUUUUGAGUUUACAAUGGCAGAGUUAAGUAGUUGCAACAGACACCUAAUGGCCCACAAAACCUAACAGAUUUAUUAUCUUGCCUUUUACUGAAAAAGUUUGUCAACCACUGCUUUAUCGUAUGCAAGGUAUUGUCCUAAUCAUUUCACAUAACUUGCCUCAUUUCAUCAUUACCCCUACUCAGUCAAGUAGUUACGGUUAUUAUCCUACUUCUAAGGUGGGAAAAACUGAGAAACAAUUUCCUGAUUGAUGCUGAAUCAAUGGAAAAAUAAAACUGCAUAAGGCCCAAAUUAAAUUUAUAUCCUUGCAGCUUUUUAGAAAGAGGAUGAUCUCUUGAAAUCAUCCCAUAUGUUCUGGUAUUAAAAAAAACACCGCCACCAAUUGUUCAUUUCCAAAGAACACUUCUGAGGUUGACUCACUCAAGGUCUAAAGAAGACUCAGUUUAUCCUUCUGCUUCUAUGCAUCCUGAAACUUGAAAUAAUUCCAGACAAGUCAUCUGAGGCAGUUUAUUGCAAACUAGAUCUAUAGACCACCUAUAUUAGAAUAACUUGGGAGCAUGUAAAAGUGAAGACUUCCAAAUGUAAAUUGGAUAAUAAUUAAGACCUACUGAAUCAGAAUCUCUGCUGGUAUCUGAAGUUUUGAUAAGCUUCCCCAGGAGAUUCUUGUGCCUGUUAACUUUAGGAACCAUUAAUUUGGGGUCUCUCCAAACAAGUUGCUUUCAGAAAGCAGUCCAUCACAUUUUUCUACUCCCCAGGGCCAAAUUUCUCCUUAGAGUCAGCACUGAUGCUUCUGGGAACAGCUUACAAUGUUUGCUAUUCUUAAAGGAUAUUUACCUAGUUACCACCCUCCACCAAAAAUCUUUCCUUGGGAUAGUCCCCUUUACUAACAUUUCAUUUUAAUUAUCUUUCUCCGUAUGAUAGCUCCUUGAUUUUCUCUGUCAAAAGCCAAAUAUGUCUCAUGUUUCCUUCUUUAUAGGAAAAAAAAAAAAAA